CUCUCACCUCACGCAACUGAACUUUUGCAAACCACAAAUUCCACACACGCCCCUCGCGCACACGCACAUUUCCACACCCACCAAACUCCACCCUACCACCUCACCCACAUCUAUCACUAGCCAUGGGAAACGGAGCGAAAGCCCAACAAAAGCGCGAGCGCAAAGGCGGAAAAAGCGGUCCCGGCGAAGCAAAGAGCCAGUUGAAAUCCAACGCUGCUGCCCUGACUAUCAAAUGCAAAACGUGUUUCCAAUCCUUCCAGAGCACGACGAACCGUAAGAUGCUGGGGGAUCAUGCGACGAAUAAACAUGGAAAGCAGUUUGAGGACUGCUUUGAGGCUGAUGAUGGGGUUGCGCGGUGAUGCGAUUCCGUGCAAGCUCUGGGGUGAAGGGGGCGUGUGGGGGGUGGGGGAUGAGGAGAUGAGGGUAGUGAUGGGAGAUGAGAGAUGAGGGUGGCGAUGGGAGAUGAGAG
Molecule: messenger RNA, 469 nt
Organism: Lindgomyces ingoldianus
Lineage: Eukaryota; Fungi; Ascomycota; Dothideomycetes; Pleosporales; Lindgomycetaceae
Product: DUF1909-domain-containing protein
Exons: 3
Coding region: 123-359 (78 amino acids)
Source: RefSeq, a predicted model, not a curated record